Messenger RNA from Lycium barbarum (goji berry), 1606 nucleotides. RefSeq lists its product as uncharacterized. Lineage: Eukaryota; Viridiplantae; Streptophyta; Magnoliopsida; Solanales; Solanaceae. The coding region runs from base 190 to 1341 and encodes 383 amino acids. The record is from RefSeq and is a predicted model, not a curated record. The transcript is spliced from 6 exons.
UCCAUAGUCCACUUCUCCAUUUGACAUUUUUCAUCUUGCAAAACUAAGCCAUUUUCCUUCAACAAAAAUAGCAAAUACCAAAAUCAUCAAAACAUGUUCUUGAAAAUCCUUUCAACAUGAUAUCUACUGUUCUUUUCUUCAUUAUAUGAAGAAAAAAGACUUAGAAAAAUCACACAAAAUAUUGAGAAAAUGGGUGGUGCUGCAUCAACAAUUGCCUCAAAGUUAGCAUUUUUUCCACCAGAGCCAUCAUAUCAAGUUGAUUUAGAUGAACAAACACAAAAAUUGAAACUAUUAGGUGUCCCUCAAAGUGAAAAGGGUGAAGUUUCAAUUUUGCAAACAAAGAGAGGACAUUAUAUUUUUGCAGUUUUUGUUAGGAACAAAGCUGCAAAUUUGACACUACUUUACUCACAUGGAAAUGCUGCUGAUAUAGGCCAAAUGUUCCAGUUUUUCGUCGAGCUUAGUGAUCGUUUACGCGUAAAUGUUAUGGGAUAUGAUUAUGCUGGAUAUGGAAGGUCUAAUGGAGAACCAAGUGAGCAAAACACAUAUGCUGAUAUAGAAGCUGUUUACAAAUGUCUAAAAGAGAUUUAUGAAGUGAAGGAAGAAGACAUUAUAUUAUAUGGACAAUCAAUUGGAAGUGGUCCAACUCUUGAAUUAGCCACAAAAUUGCCUCAAAUUAGGGGUGUGAUUCUGCAAAGUGCAAUACUUUCUGGACUUCGAGUAAUGUAUCGUAUAAAGUAUUCUCUUUGGCUCGACAUAUACAAGAACAUUGAUAAAAUCCCAUAUGUCAGUUGUCCCAUUCUUGUGAUUCAUGGUACAGAAGAUGAAGUAGUUGAUAUUUCACAUGGUAAAAAGCUUUGGGAGCUAAGUAAAAUGAAAUAUGAACCAUUGUGGGUAAAUGGAGGAAAUCACUGUGACUUACAAGUUUUUCCUCAGUUUUUUACUCAUCUCAAGAAGUUCAUAACUUCAGUGGAAAGACAAUCAGAUUAUUGUCAAACUGUUGAACUUGAGGAAAGUAUAAUUGACUUAGAUUAUACUCUUGAUAUUACAAAUGAAAUUAGGUGCAGACCAAGUACUGAAGAUAUUGAAAAAUCAAGAAUCAGUACUGAACAUAAAGAGAUCAUUGCAAUAAGGCCUAGCACAGACAGAAAAUUGAAGCCAAGAAUUAGUGUUGACAAGAGGGAAAAAACAAGAAAAAGCAUCGAUUAUUUCGGGAAAUCAAGAAUUAGCACUGAUCAAUCUGAGAGAGGGCGGAACAGCAUUGACCGCUUUGGAGACAUGAUGAGAUCAGUAGCAUUGUGCAAUAUUGACUGUUUGAAACAGACACUAGCAGAGGAGGACUAAUACAACUAAAGUCUUUAAAUUGUUAUUAGUGUCUGCAAGAGUUUUUUUUUUUUUCCUUUUCCUUUGUUUGAAUGGUAUUUUCUUUCUCUAAUGUAAGUGGCACACUACAGCAAAAGGAAAAGGAAAACAAAGAAGAAGAGAUCUGCAAAGGAAAAAAGAAAAAGGUGAAAGAUGUAUGGACCACGUUGAAAUUACUUCACUGCCUACAUGUUUUGUGAUUUGAAUAUGUUCUUUCUUUAUUCAAAUUAUAGUUUUGGUCCCCACA